UGGAAGAUAAAACAUUUGAGGUGUGACAGAAAAGCUGUGGGUCAUAGGAGGGUGGGAUGUCUGUUUGGCUGUGAGCAGGAGAGGGGGAUGCUGAGCUUGUUUCUGAACUGAACCUAUUGUAUGUUGGCCGGUUAUUAUUUUUACUGGAUUGUUGAUAUGCAUGUAGUGGGCUGAUAUAGGCGUUGAAUGGUCAAUAGACUAUUGGUUGGCCUGCUUUUUUGUUGUUUUGGCUGGUGUAUAUGAUGUUGGAUGGCUGAUGUGUAUGUUGGCUGGUAACAUGUGUGUUAACAUGGGUGUUUUGUGUUUGUGUGUGCGUGUUUGGGAGGGAUCAUUUUUACAACUUUGCUUUUCGAUUUUAUAAAAUAAAAAACAUAGUAUGAAAUGCGUGAAAUGUGUUCCCACUAAAAUUGAGUAAGUUUUAAAAUACUUUAUUAAUAAAUACUAUGGAUAUUAGAGGUUUUCUUACGUUAUGACAGAGGGAUACUUUCAUUAACACAUGGCCUAUUCCAUGUGUUGACUGAACCUAGCUGAGUGCUUAUUUAACUUUAUGACACUAUGGGUGUUACAGACUGAUGGUGGUGUGCAGUCUAUAAGAAGCAUUAAAGGUUUUCAAAUUGGUGAAUCGUUGGCGCUGCUCUAAUCUCUUCUUGUUUUUAACGUGAUGAACUGCCUACGCUGUUGUGCUUUGCUUCAUGAGAGGAUCCUUCAUACAUACAAGCUGCCAGGAGCUAAACGCAGAGUUCCAGACAGAUGUGUCACAUUCUCUCCCCAAGAUCCAAGAUAUCCCAUUGGUCUUUUCUCAAACCAAAGCUAAAUGUGCUCCAGUUCCAGAAGCCAACAGUGCUGAGACAAAACCAGCAACCUUUGCAAUUAAAAUCAGUGUAGAACAUAAUAAAAGAACAGGCAAAAAUGUAGUCAUUUCUACAACAACUAUAAGCCCAGAGAGCAUUCAAGAGAAGGGGUUAAAGGUAUACGAUGAUGGACGCAAGUCUGUGUAUGCACUGCAGCCAGAAGAAGAUGAAAUCCCUAAUGACGUGGUUGGAGAGUUGUCUAGCCCUGAACUGGAAGAGCUUCUGCAUCAGACCACAGAUGAAACAGUGCCUGCUGAAGUGCAUUAUCAUCAUCCAGUGUACUCUGUACCAUACACAGAGUACAGCAGAACAUCAACACCAAGGGCACCAAUUCAAGUACAUCUCAAAGAAAAAAUGCAGCUCCUUCAAGACCAACAAGAUCAGAAAUCCCUACCAAAACUUAAUCAAGAUUGCACUUCAAGAGCCUUUGACCCUGAUGAAGAAGCAAAUCUGCACUGUUUCAGUACUGUAGGACAAUACAAAAAGAAUAUGGAUUUAACUGGAAGGUCAAACUUUGGUGCCAAAACUACACAAGAAUUCACCAAUAGCAAAGCAGACACCAGCAGUGCAGAGCCUGGUGGUCCUGUGCCAUUUACAGUGAGAUCCGAAGGAAUGCCUGUAUCCAUGCCAAACAUUCACUGGGGUUUACAUCGACUGCUGCCUUCAUUAGUCAGUAACACAACUGAAGCUGAUGAGACACUGAUUGACUUUCAAUUACACCAAGCAACAGAAAGUACUGCCUCUGUGAACCUCAUCAACAACUUGCCAAAGGAGCAAGAGGAAGAACCUGUGACGAUGGUUUUCAUUGGCUAUGAAAAUGCUUUAGAUAAAGAGGAGGAUGACAUUCAAGCUGAGCUAGUAAUCAUAGACGACAGUGAUGGUGAAGAUGAUCAUGAUCAACCUAACACAUGUCUAGAUAAUUUGAACUACAGAGAAGAAUGUUUGUCAUUCCACCCAAAAGGAUGCAGGAGUAAAGUCUUCCAACCCAAAGUGGGGAUAGCCAAGGUAGGUGGAGGAGGAGAUGGAGCUCAAGGCACCAGUUCAAACUGGAGGGAUUUGGAGCUUCCCAAGCCAACGUUCAUCCACAAGCCUGGAAAACACACCUGCUAUACACAGGGCCAGAGCUUGGAUGAGCCUGCAAACAGAGGCUGCAUCAGUGUGGAGAAGUUCUGUUCAAUAAGAAGAUGAGACAGAGCGAUAUGUGCUCAAAAAAGAUCAUAAAAUUAUCUUUCAUUUUUCUUCUUUAAGUAGAUCUGGUUCAUUUGGGUGCAAAUUGUGUUAUUGCCACCUCCUACAAAAGUACUUUCAUUACAUGAUCUUAAAAUAUUAAGGAUUGAGUGUUUAUUUAGAUGUUUCUAAACUGGUCUAACUGUUUAGUUAGAGUCCAUUACUAAUUAAUCCUAAUCUAUUUAACUCUAUGAUCAGGUUCUGCUAUGAGUCUGUUUUAUGAUUCUGGUCACUGGCUUCGAUGUUGCAAACAGGCAUUUUAGAGAACAGUAGUUUUUCAUGUUUCAAUAGAAAAUGUCGGUUAGAUAAUGCAAAACAACAAACUCAUGUGUCAUGAUGUCAAAAACAGUUUUAGUAAGGAUGUUGUCUUGUAGUGUAAGAAUCAUUUUUAACCUUAAUAAAGUUGUUUUUAUGCAGGAUGGAAACA
Messenger RNA from Girardinichthys multiradiatus, 2505 nucleotides. RefSeq names its product palmdelphin-like. The record is from RefSeq and is a predicted model, not a curated record. Gene Ontology annotation, biological process: regulation of cell shape. Lineage: Eukaryota; Metazoa; Chordata; Actinopteri; Cyprinodontiformes; Goodeidae. Gene Ontology annotation, cellular component: cytoplasm; membrane. Bases 693 to 2039 code for a protein of 448 amino acids. The transcript has 4 exons.